Molecule: messenger RNA, 926 nt
Organism: Seriola dumerili (greater amberjack)
Lineage: Eukaryota; Metazoa; Chordata; Actinopteri; Carangiformes; Carangidae
Gene: lyset
Product: transmembrane protein 251
Exons: 1
Coding region: 9-383 (124 amino acids)
Source: RefSeq, a predicted model, not a curated record
UAUGGAGGAUGAUGAACUUCCGUCAGAGGAUGGGAUGGGUGGGCGUGGCUCUCUACCUACUGCUCAGUGUCAUGGCGGUGUACUACGUCUUUGAGGUGCACACACGCAGUUUGGAGCGCGUGCAGAGAGGUGGGGUUGGCCCAGCGGCUAGGUCCCCUGCCGUCACCUGGUCUCUCCUGCCAUCGCUUCCUGUCUGGAUGUGGGCAUCAGUCUUCCUGCUGCCGUACCUGCAGCUCUUCCUCUUCCUGUUCUCAUGCACGAGAGCUGACCCCCGGGCCGUCGGGUACUGUGUACUUCCUGUCUGCAUUGCCCUGGUGUGUAGCCGCCGCCAUGCCGCCCAGACACCCGCCAAUCACAGAGCAGGGUCAGUGAUCAACACGUAGAGGGGACCAAUCACAGAGGCAGCAGUGGCUCGUUUGUGUUGAUGUUUGUGAUAUCACUUCCUGUGUGCCUUUUCAACAGUAUUAUGCCCUGUGGAUGUUAGCUCUCUGCUCUGUCUGUCAGGAGCUGAGUUCAGGACUGCCCUCAUUGUGGACUGUCAGGACCAAAGCUCAGCCCUGAGUAUUGACUCUGCCCUAGUGCGAACCCUCAGGAACAACGGAGCUGCCCUGAGCGUCGACUGUCAGGAUGAACAGUUUUUCAUACCUCAGUCUGCAACCUGUCUCUUUCUCCUGUUGUUUUGUUAUUGUGACUUCACAGACAGUGCUGUGCUGUGAUUGGCUGGAGGGUGUUGAAUAUGGUGACAGCAGCACCUCCAGCACCCACACUUACUUUAACCACUUACCUGAAGCAUCAGUACCGUUGCCAUGGCUACCACAGGUUAACAUUUAGAACAGAGGUUACCUGAGAGCUGCCAGCCAAUCACAGAGCAGGAUUUUCUGUGGUACUUACACAUGACACACACUGGUUACCAUGAAAACUUUAAA